ACUCUCUCUCCGCUCCCAUCUCCCCGCCAUUCGCCUUCUCGUCAGCUCCUGUUUCGCCACUCUCCCUCUCUCCCGCGCGUCGACACCGACGCAGCUCCUCCUUGCAGCAACCCUCGCAGCCCCUCUCACCCUCCGCCACCAUGGGCCGCGACUGGAUGAGCCCGGCCGAGAUGGCACGCGACCUCUUCGCGGGCCAGAUCAUGCUCGGCGCCUGCAUCGGCGCCAUGUUCAUCGAGACCAUCCACACGUUCUACUUCGACCUCGGCCUGCUGCGCCGCGCAGGCUCGUCGGGCCUGCGCUGGCCCCAGGCGGCCUACUUCCUCUGCAAGAUCGCCUGGGUGCCCAUGGUGGCCACGACGUUCGCCGUCGCCGCACCGCCCAACAAGAUGGACUGCGACUCGACGAUGAUGGCCUCCGAGGCCCUGGUGGGCAUCGUCACGACCAUGUCGUCAGCUCUGCUCGCCUUCCGUGCGCUGUGCGUGUACCAGGGCGCCGCACGCACCUGGGUCGGCCGCUUCCUCUUCGCUGCGUGGCUCGGCAUGUUCGGCAUCUGGAUGUCCGGCAUCCCCGACCUGCGCGGCGCCUGGUUCGAGGGCAUCGGCCCGGUGUGGCUCGAGAACUCGGGCGCGUGCGCCUUCCUGCCGGGCCUCGACCACAUGAAGUACGCCUCCAAGUUCCUCUACACCGUCGCCUUUGACUUUGUCGUGCUGGUUCUCACCGUCGUCGGCGUCCUGCGCAUGAAGUCGAGCAGCCGCCUGGGCCGCAUCCUCAUCGAGCAGGGCACGAUCUACUUUGUCAUCAUCCUGGUCGCCAACACGCUGCUCGUCACCCUGAACCUGCUGCAGCUCAACCCAGUGAUGUCGACAGUCAUCAACCCGCCGGUGCAGACGCUCCACGUCAUCGUCGCCACCCGCCUGUUCAUGUCGCUCAGCAAAGAGGCACGCAUCGCCGGCGUCAACUCGCAUAGCGGCUCGACGUCGACGAAGCGCCACUCGCACUCGCACCACACCGGCUCCGGCAGCGCCACGGCGCACCACCGCCAGGCCAGCAGCCUGCCCACGCACGCCUCGCAGCACGACACGCUCCACACCAACACUGCCGUCACCGCGCCAGGCAAGGACCGCAAGCGCUGCCGCGCCUGCAGCUGCGAGAAGCUCACGGCCACGAGCAGCCGUGGCAGCCACGAGCUCUCCGAGGACCUUGAGUCGCACCGCGGCGAGACGAGCCACGUGCUCGACGACGACUCGCACGUCUCGCAGGACGGCACGGCGCUCACGACGCGCGACGUGUACCCCAUGGUGCCGAGCCAGCAGUUUGUGCGCUGAGCGUACCUCUAAGCCACAGCCGAGCCUCCUCUCGCUCCUGUCGCACACGCACGCACGCCUGUGCGGACUCACGCCUCCGCCACGACCCCUCCUGUCCCGGCCUCAUGUACUGUCCGCCUCUCCUGUCCCUUCCCGCCGCUGAUACCUGUUUUGCGCCCGUCACCGAGUCUCCCCUCACACCCCACCCUCCCUUGUCCGUGUCAGUCCCACCCGUCCAUCCACUGACCGUUUCUGCGCGCCGGGCGCCGCGCCGCGAGCUGUGCAAUGCCACUCGCCACUUCUCUU
Tilletiopsis washingtonensis is the source of this 1610-nucleotide messenger RNA. RefSeq lists its product as hypothetical. The transcript has 11 exons. Lineage: Eukaryota; Fungi; Basidiomycota; Exobasidiomycetes; Entylomatales. The record is from RefSeq and is a predicted model, not a curated record. The coding region runs from base 141 to 1325 and encodes 394 amino acids.